This is a messenger RNA of Fukomys damarensis (Damara mole-rat), 2373 nucleotides long. RefSeq names its product protein O-glucosyltransferase 1 (gene Poglut1). NCBI's taxonomy places the organism in Eukaryota, Metazoa, Chordata, Mammalia, Rodentia, Bathyergidae. The record is from RefSeq and is a predicted model, not a curated record. The coding region runs from base 89 to 1267 and encodes 392 amino acids. Gene Ontology annotation, biological process: protein O-linked glycosylation; positive regulation of Notch signaling pathway. Gene Ontology annotation, molecular function: UDP-xylosyltransferase activity; UDP-glucosyltransferase activity. The transcript is spliced from 11 exons. Gene Ontology annotation, cellular component: endomembrane system.
GUGGGGCAGCCCUCAUUCUGCCGCCAUCUUUGUGUGGGGCGGCGGUUCUGUCGCGCAGUCCUGGGACUCCGCAGUGGGUCUGCCGGAGAUGGAUCUGGUGGAGAGCUCUCGGUGUCUGUUCUGGCUGCUGCUGCUACUCCUAGCCCCCGUGCAGGGCCGCCAGAAGGAGUCAGGUUCAAAAUGGAAAGUAUUUAUUGACCAAAUUAACAGGGCUUUGGAGAAUUAUGAACCAUGUUCAAGUCAAAACUGCAGCUGCUACCAGGGUGUCAUAGAAGAAGAUCUGACUCCUUUCCGAGGUGGCAUCACCAGGAAGAUGAUGGCAGAGGUAGUUAGCCGAAAGUUAGGAACCCACUAUCAGAUCAUUAAGAACAGAUUAUACCGAGAAGAUGACUGCAUGUUUCCCUCCAGGUGCAGUGGUGUUGAGCACUUCAUUUUGGAAGUCAUUAGGCAACUCCCUGACAUGGAGAUGGUGAUCAAUGUACGCGAUUAUCCCCAAGUUCCUAGAUGGAUGGAGCCUACCAUCCCAGUCUUCUCCUUCAGUAAGACAUCAGAGUACCACGAUAUCAUGUAUCCCGCUUGGACAUUUUGGGAAGGAGGACCUGCUGUUUGGCCAAUUUAUCCUACAGGUCUUGGACGAUGGGACCUCUUCAGAGAAGAUCUGGUAAGGUCAGCAGCACAGUGGCCAUGGAAAAAGAAAAAUUCUACAGCGUAUUUCCGAGGAUCAAGGACAAGUCCAGAACGGGAUCCUCUUAUUCUUCUAUCGCGGAAAAAUCCAAAACUUGUCGAUGCAGAGUACACCAAAAACCAAGCCUGGAAAUCUAUGAAAGAUACCUUGGGAAAACCAGCGGCUAAAGAUGUCCAUCUUGUGGACCACUGCAAAUACAAGUAUCUGUUUAAUUUUCGGGGUGUAGCUGCAAGUUUCCGCUUCAAACACCUCUUCCUGUGUGGUUCACUUGUUUUCCAUGUUGGCAGUGCAUGGGUAGAAUUCUUCUAUCCACAGCUGAAGCCAUGGGUUCACUAUAUACCAGUCAAAACAGAUCUCUCCAAUGUCCAGGAACUUUUGCAGUUUGUAAAAGCAAAUGAUGAUAUAGCUCAAGAAAUUGCUGAAAGGGGAAGCCAGUUUAUUAUAAAUCACUUGCAGAUGGAUGAUGUCACGUGUUACUGGGAGAAACUCUUGACUGAAUACUCUAAAUUCCUGUCCUAUAAUGUAACACGAAGGAAAGGCUAUGAUCAGGUUAUUUCCAGAAUUUUGAAAACUGAACUGUAGCGGUCAUAGGACCGGAGUCCUCUGUGUGGCUGCAGAUCUCAGCUGUCCUGUGGUGAAAAGCUUCCUGCAAGCAUGGCACCAGAACCUUGAACACCCUUCAUCAAGCUAAGCAUCUGCUUUUCCUCAUGCUGCACCCACAGCGAGUCUUAAGUCUUGGGGGAGAUCUAAAAUGUGUGUAACACACAGAUAUGAAGCACCUCAACUUGGGCUGAGAAAGGACAAGAAGUCCUGAGAUGUGGGUUUUGAACUGGAUUUUACCUUCCAUUUUCUAAUGACAAGUCACAGCUUGUGCCUCGGAUCAGCUACGUGUACAUGUGCGUCACUGUGAAAUCGAGUGUGUCCGUGUGUUGAUGCCUUUUGUUUCAUCACUCAGAUCUGGUAUAGCUCAUUGCCAUGACUCUUUUAAGUUAUUCUAGGCUUCAUCUUUGCUCCUUUAUUUUAUUGUAGAAAUUCUGUGGGAUUUGGGAAAAUGCCUGGACCUCAGUUCCUAAAAGGUCUAAGGAAGCAGUGGCUGUGUCAUGCGAUGACAUAGGACUUCUUUUUGUAAAAGUAUAAACUCUGGUAUGCAGGGGGUUUGUAUAGUGCCACAUAGAAAGGCCCGGUUGCCUGAGUAAUUGUUGCAGUUGCAUUUCAAGGUCCUAUUCUGUGCCUUCCCACCCCUCUUUUUAUUCUCUCUCUGAAGGACACAAAAAACUUGUUAAUAAAUUUAGGAAGUGGUGAUCUUCACUCUUUAAAAGAACUCUGCUUAAAAGAGCAGCUCUUCUUCACCCUUUGCACAUCUUAAUAUUUUUUCUUAUUAAAUUGAUAGAAACAGGGCAGGCUCGGUUUUACGCAGGGAUCACAUGGAGUCUCUGUGUGAACACAUCAUUAAGAUGGUAAUUUAGAGCACCCAGCUUUUACAUUCACUUAUAUAUAUUUUAGUUGUUUAGGUCCUUUCUUUUGCUCUCUUCCCCCGUUUUGAAAAUGACAUUUGGAUAGUAGUUUAUUCUACCAGAUGUUCUCUCUUAAUAGUUAAAAACUCAAGAAAUAUGUUUAGAUUAAAACUCUAGUUCAGUGACUUAGAACCAUUCUCAUCUCUUACGUUCAACAUUUCUUUUUUUUUUUUU